This is a messenger RNA of Arabidopsis arenosa, 1205 nucleotides long. The record is from the annotation of a GenBank genome assembly. NCBI's taxonomy places the organism in Eukaryota, Viridiplantae, Streptophyta, Magnoliopsida, Brassicales, Brassicaceae.
AGCCAUUCUGUGAGUGUUUCGACAUUCUGAUCAAAAGAAACAUAACGAUCCCAAGGUUCUACGCAAUAUGGAAAUUGCUGAGUACGAAAGGGAGAGCGGCGGGGAGAGCGGGUACACCCAAAUAUGGUGGCGGAUUCUGUGAAAUCGUUCGUGGUACACAUGUACAGACACAUAAGGGAGAAGAACGUGUACGAGAUCCACCAGAUGUGUGAGACAUCGUUCCAGAGCAUAUCGGAACGUCUGUUCAAGGAGACGUCAUGGCCAAGUGUGGAGGCCAUAGCUCCAUACGUAGACAACGACCAUGUGUUCUGUCUUCUGUACCGUGAGAUGUGGUUUCGACAUUUGUAUGCGAGGUUAUCUCCUACGUUGAAGCAGAGGAUUGAUUCUUAUGACAACUAUUGCAGCCUCUUUCAGGUGGUGUUGCAUGGGGUAGUGAAUAUGCAGUUGCCGAACCAGUGGUUGUGGGAUAUGGUGGAUGAGUUUGUCUACCAGUUCCAAAGUUUCUGUCAGUUCAGAGCAAAGCUCAAGAACAAAACAGAGCAGGAGAUUGCAUUGCUCAGACAGCAUGAUAAGGCAUGGAAUGUCUAUGGCGUGCUCAACUUCUUGCAAGCACUUGUGGAAAAGUCUUGUAUCAUCCAAAUUCUUGAGCAAGACAAGCAUGGCCUUGAACACUCUCAGUUGCGAGACAAGUAUGGUGAAAAGAUGAUGAGGAUGCUGAGGUAUGACGAUGAGGCCUUUGGUAUAUACGAUGAGCUCUUCUCUUAUGCAUGCCCCAAGUUUAUCACCCCUUCCCCACCAAGUUUCGAGGAACCUCUUGUCAAUUACAAUCAGCUUGAAUUAUCUCAAGAUGCAUACAGGCUUCAGUUGAAGAUGUUCCUUUAUGAGGUAAAGCAGCAGCAGCUCUUGUCGGGAGUGCGAACAUUCCUGAAAGUCUACUCCUCCAUUUCUCUUGCUAAGCUCGCAAACUACAUGGAAGUUGAUGAGCCCACUCUAAGGACCAUAUUGUUAACAUACAAGCACAAGACCCAUUCAGUUGAUUCCGAUGGUAGGAUCAUCUCCAAUGCAGACAUUGAUUUCUAAAUCAACAAUGUAUGUUCUUUCCAUAUCUUUCCGAUAUCGAUACUCUGGUGCUUUUAGAAGUAACUCUAAAUCUGGUGAAACUGCAGAACAUGAUCUACGUUGUGGAAUCAAAACCCGCAAACGUU